Pelobates fuscus (common spadefoot toad) is the source of this 2530-nucleotide messenger RNA. RefSeq names its product death associated protein kinase 3 (gene DAPK3). Gene Ontology annotation, molecular function: protein serine/threonine kinase activity; ATP binding. Gene Ontology annotation, cellular component: nucleus; cytoplasm. Bases 107 to 1474 code for a protein of 455 amino acids. NCBI's taxonomy places the organism in Eukaryota, Metazoa, Chordata, Amphibia, Anura, Pelobatidae. The record is from RefSeq and is a predicted model, not a curated record. Gene Ontology annotation, biological process: protein phosphorylation; intracellular signal transduction; positive regulation of apoptotic process. The transcript is spliced from 8 exons.
CCAAGUAUUGGAGCCCGGAAAUAAGGUGGAAGGUGGGAGGAUACCGGGAGUUCUUAGUGCCCACCGGUGCCUGUGACUGUGUGAGGAGCUCACCGAACCCGGCAGGAUGAGCGGAUUCCGGCAGGAGAAUGUGGAGGACUUCUUCGAGAUGGGAGAGGAGCUGGGGAGUGGUCAGUUUGCCAUUGUGCGAAAAUGCCGUGAGCGCCGGACAGGUAUGGAGUAUGCAGCUAAGUUUAUCAAGAAGCGUCGACUGUCAUCCAGCCGUCGUGGGGUCAGCAAGGAAGAAAUUGAGAGGGAAGUUGACAUCUUGAGAGAGAUUCAACACCCAAACAUCAUCACUCUGCACGAUGUGUUUGAGAACCGCACAGAUGUGGUUCUGAUACUUGAAUUAGUGUCUGGAGGGGAGCUGUUUGACUUUUUGGCACAGAAGGAGAGUUUGAGUGAGGAAGAAGCAACCAUGUUCUUAAAACAGAUUUUGGAUGGUGUCCACUAUCUACAUGACAAAAGCAUUGCACAUUUUGAUCUCAAGCCAGAGAACAUCAUGUUGCUGGACCAAAGCACUCCUAACCCAAGGAUCAAACUCAUAGAUUUUGGAAUUGCUCACAAAAUACAAGCUGGAAAUGAGUUCAAAAAUAUCUUUGGAACUCCAGAAUUUGUAGCUCCUGAAAUUGUGAACUAUGAACCACUGGGUUUGGAGGCUGAUAUGUGGAGCAUCGGAGUGAUCACCUACAUUCUUCUCAGCGGAGCAUCUCCCUUUCUGGGAGAGACAAAGCAGGAAACCUUAACAAAUAUUUCUGGUGUUAAUUAUGAUUUUGAUGAGGAAUACUUUAGCAAUACAAGUGAAUUGGCCAAAGAUUUCAUCCGACGACUGUUGGUGAAGGACCCCAAGAAACGGAUGACAAUUGAUCAAAGUUUGGAGCAUUCAUGGAUUAAGGCUAUCAAACGUCGCAAUGUGCGUCAUGAGGACAGCGGCAAGCGUCCUGAACGCCGGCGCUUGAAGACAACCCGUUUAAAGGAAUACACUAUCAAGUCACACUCUAGUAUGCCACCUAACAACACCUAUGUGAACUUUGAAAGGUUUAGCCAUGUGCUGGAGGAACUAGGUGCAGCAGAAGAUGCACUUCGUGAUCUUCAGAAGAGUCAGGCCACAUCCCGAGAAGACCUCUGCGCCCUUCGCUCAAUUUAUGAAGAGAAGGAAAGUUGGUAUCGUGAGGAGCAAGAGGCCGUAGGGCGCCAGUUGUCAGGUUUACGUCAGGAGCUACAACGUGGGGAGAAUCAGCGUCGCCAAGUUCAGGAAGACCUUAAGGGUACAAUGGCCAAUGCUAAUGGCCUUAGGAGACGCUUUGGCCGAUUAGAAAACCGAUAUGAAACGUUAACAGCUCAGAUAACUGCAGAGAUGAGUUUUGUAGAAGAGUUACUAAAAACUAUAGAAAAAGAACGGAUAGAACAGAUGGAUGUUAGAGGAGUGUGCUGAAAAGUGGAGGUUAUGAGCUUUUUCAGAAAAUGGAAAUGUAGUGAAGGGGAAAAAUAAUGGGGUUGCUGAAAGGAAAAGAUUUAACUAACAGACCCGACAGAUUUGGUAGCACCUGUUUGAGUUUGUUGGGUACUCCAGGUCAAAAGAUAUUUUCUGAAAUCUAAUGGUGCUGAAAGGUGAAGAAAGUGUUUGUUCAACAAGUGUAAUUAAGAUGGGAGCUUGCUUAAUUUAACCUAAAUUGCAUUUUCUUUCAUAUUCUCUACUAAGCUAGUUCUUACGCUGCAUGGAAUUAUGUACACGGUAUACAGGUGCUUCAUGGGUAUGAAGUAUAACUUCUAGACUUUACAGAACCUACCAUAAAUUAACCAGAAUGAUGAUUAAAUAAACUGUGCUUUUCUAUGGGGCUUGUGCAUGGCUUUUUUUCAGGUGUGGUUAUUGUAUGACUGUCACAGAACCUGCAAAAUGUAACCUUAUUAUUAAAUUUAAUUUUAUACAAAAAAAAAAACGUAUGUUUUAAUGAUAUGUUAAAUAUGUUUGUAACAUGUAACACUUCAUAAGAGUACUAUAUAUGAAAUGGUAAAUAAACCUCAAUUUUGCACAUGUACACAUUACUCUGUGAUGCCACCAGGGGGCACCGUUUAAUUGUGCACUAUUAAACAACAUUUCUCUCUUACUUUUGUCCCUAUUCUAAAGAAGAAUUGGGAACCGCUUCUAUAAUGGCAUCCUCUAUAAGACUUUUUUUUUUUUUCUCGAAGGGCAUUUAUAUAUUUGUAGAUCCUGUCUGUCUGCACUUGAAAAACAGAGGUCCAUGUGUUUGCUACUGUAGGACAGGAGAUGGAAUGUUGGUCAGAGUGACCAACACUAGGAUUUCACAUCUUGGUGAAGAGUUUGUUUUCUGUCUCACAUGCAUCUAACAAAAUUUACACAUUUUCUGAAAAGAUCAUGGAGAUUCACGAAAGGCAAUGUAUCAGCUUAGUAUGUGUAUGAAGUAAUGUGUCGUACAGAUUUGGUGUCCGAUUUUGUGUAUAAAAAAUUAAGCUUUAUAUAUUCCUGCGA